Molecule: messenger RNA, 12524 nt
Organism: Rattus norvegicus (Norway rat)
Lineage: Eukaryota; Metazoa; Chordata; Mammalia; Rodentia; Muridae
Source: RefSeq, a predicted model, not a curated record
GGCGGAGCUAGGCGAGCACGCGCUUGUGUUUGAAAUUCUUUAACCUCACACUUAUCCUAAACGUUAGCGGUCCCCCAAACCUGAUUGGUCAAAGGAAAGGUCCCAAGGAAGACUGAAGCAUGUGAGAACAGAAAGUGCCCUUUCUCUGUUCCUAUGCUGAGAAUCUAAGCCAGGGCCUCAGGUGUGCAGGUCAGUGCUACACCCUGAGCUACACCUCAGCCCAACCCAUCUAACUGAAUGCACAGAUGUUCCAAAACCCAUGGAACCAAGACCUGUCACUGGAUAUAAGGAAAAUGUACCCCCAAAGACUGUGGCUGUUCUGAGGCCAGAGCUGAAGAGACCCUGAAGAAACCUGGACAUCAGCCUGGGAUUGGAGGAGGCCAGAGGAUGCCCAUGGGCCAGGUCACCACACACUCCCAAGACUCAGUGCUAUGCCAGAAGCCCUACCAAGUCCAAAGUAACCUAGCCAGCCCACGUCCCCGCCUGGCCCUUGCCCUGAAGGACACUGCUGGCCGACUAGGUGACACAGGGCUCUGGCAACAGAGUAAUCUACAGCUGCCAACAGGGAGGUCCCAGGGGAGGACCCGAGAGCCUUCUGUACAGCAGAGUAACCUGUGCUUCCGAGGGACCACUAGCCCUCAUCUGCAAAACAGCUGCCUGCCACCAACUGGCCCAUCCUCCCACCAGAAGCAGACACUCCAGGUCGCAGACACCUUCUUGAGUCUCCCUGGGGGCUUGGCACCUCUUGAUGGGUGCACAUGGCCUGGUCCCAGGUCCUGGUGUGGCUCAGGGAGCUGGGCCCCCAGGCUUGUGGGGGAACCUCUCACCUUGGAGGAUCUGUCUAUCUCUGCCCACAGUCAGUCUCAGGCUUCAUCCCCUUCCUCCUGCAGUACUGCCGACUGGCUGCUGGACUCCAUCCAACACCUAGAACCUGAGGCCACCAGUUUAGGGAACCAGAUAUCCUGGGAGCACCCAGGCCUUACCCAGAGUGGACCCCACACCCGUGGUAACCAGUCAACUCCUGCCCAACCUUGGCCCAGCCACUCUAGGGAAUGUAUAAGCUUCCUGGAGACUCUGGGGGUCCAAGCUAGACUCUCUGAGUCCCCUAUAUAUAAGCCCCUGUCACGUGAGACCACUCUGGGAACACUGGCUGGGGUUCUCUCUGACUCAGACCAGGAGGUUCUACCUACCCGGCACCUUGGGACAAGAGAGAGGGGUCCCCGAGGCUUUCUAUGUAACAAGAGGCACAGAGGGCACUUCAGUGUCACCCUUGAGGCGGGCAGCAAAGAGACCAGACUUGAAUCUACAAGGGUCUUCAGUGUCCAGCCUGGCAAAGCAGGAAGAGAGAAGACCCCACAGGGACAAACAGGCAGGGAUGGGGAGAGGACGGCCUCCUGCCUGUCAAAUACAGCCCCGGCUCACAGCACUCUGCAGGAUAAGGCUCAAAGCACUGUGACCCUGGACUCCCAGGCUGCUUGCUGGAAGCUGCUGUCCAAAAGUUUCAGAGUCUGGAGGUACUUGUCACAGAGACUCCAGGCAGUGGCUAAGGCCACAGCUAUGAGACAUAGGCAGCUGAUUGGAGAGAGCCCCAGAGAACUGCGUUGGGCCCCAUGGCUCCAGGAGACCCGGCUGGAGGCAGCUUGGGGUCAGCAUGCGAAGGCUCUUCUAGCCUGGAGCUUCCGAGAGUGGAGAUGUGUCACUUUGCAGCAGAAACUGGAGCAAGCUCAUACCCAGGCUGCGCCAACAUUCCUUGCUCCUAGGGGGAGCCUUUCCUUGGAAAGAAAAGCAGCCACAGAUCUUGCCUGGAGAUGCAGGGACAAGUGCUUUAGGGCCUGGCUACGGUUCGUGCAAAGAGGGGCCCAGUGCAGAAGACAUCUGGCCCACCGAAGAGUGAGGACCUUAAGGGUAUGCCUGGGACGGUGGGUGGAGAUGAAGCUCCAGGGCUCAGAUGUGACGGAGGUGACUCAGUUGGCCCUCUACUGGCAGAAGGCAGGGAACGAGGUUCUCAGCAGCUUAGUCCCAGGAACUUCCAUGGUCCCUGGCCUGGAGACAGAGGCCCAGGUCCAACAGCCAUACAAGGGGCCAGAUCUGUGCUCCCUGUGGGAAAUGUGCCAGAAGUUGGCCCUGUACCGGGCCCUGCUGCUCUGGAGGACACGACUCUACCAACACCAGCAAGCUGUCUCCUCCUUUCAGGGCAUGCAGAAGCGGGUUCUGCAGCACAUCCUGAGCCAGUGGCACUUGAGGGUCUGGGGUCCAGACCCUCCCUCAAGCGACAUGAAGGCCAGGUUACCCCUGGAGGCACAGGGCAGUAGCCCAAGAUGGGAGGCCUGGCUGGACUGCAGAACUUCAGGAGGGGCGCUGGAGAAGCGCUCUCCUCAGCUGGAGCCACUGGACUGCAGCUCAAGGAGCCUGGGAAGACCUAGUUGCUCACUGAGCCUGGAUCAGAGCGUCGGGGCUGUGAUGGGUCUGUGCAGGCAGCGGCUGACGCACUCGUGGACAGUGCAGGAGAGUCCAGGAGCGAGGCCAGGGACUGGUGCGAGUGGCCCUGAGCCACCAGCUCUCCUGCUGACAGAGGGAGCCAAGGACUGGGCGGGGACACCUGGGAGAGGAGAAGGCCAGGGUUCCUUAGUGACACUCUGAGUUCCAGACCCAUCUCAGAGCCCAGGAUUGGAUCAUGGAGGGUACACCCAGGAGCGGGUCUCUGCUUUCUCAUCUUUGACUGUGUGGAUCUUGAACAAGCCACUUAAGCACUCUCAGUCUGUGCUAGGCCAUUGUAAACCAGGAAUAAGACUGUGCUCUCUUUACAAAGUGCCUGUGGGGAUCCUGUCAGACAGUCCACAGCAAACUCUGGGCCGGAGCAUCAGCACCUCCCUCCUCUUCGCCUGUCACCUUUGCCUUGCCUGGCCUCCAGGUGUUGCUGGCCUAAGGUCGAGGAAGACAGAGUCCUGGUGCUCUCAGGGCCAUGAUGCCAAUAGGCUUGCGGAGCAAGCAGCCUGGGAGAGGAGCCUGUGUGGGAAAAGAAGGGGUUGAACCCCCCUAGCUUCCCAGAUUCCUAAUCCUUUGUCCUCAGUUUGACCCCAGCCAAGUUGCAGUCACAUCUCCAGGAGGCGCCCACCCCUUCCUGAGCAACAAAUAACACCAACAUUUUCUGUAACUAAUUAACUUCAGUUCUGGGGAUAGAAUCCAGCGCUCUGGUCUACCACCGAGCCACACUACAGCCCCUAUUACAGUUUUGUCUUAAUUAAUUAGUUAAUUAGUGGGUUGUGUGUGUGCUGCAGCUCUCGUGUGGAAGUCAGUUCUCUCUAUCACGUGCAUGACUCCAGGGGACUAAACUCAGAUUGCCAGGUUAUACUUUUAAACCACAGACCUUUAGCAUUUCAUGGUGUCAAUGGAGCAAGAGGGAGUCAGAUGGCUUAGGGGACCCCUCUGUCUCUCUCUCUCCCAACGGACUGCCCAGUGAGGGGGUCACCUAGGGCUGGAGCUACAUCUGAAAGCUCUGUGGGGGGCUAGGCACCCACUUCUAAGUUCCUUUGUGAGGGUCCUGGUAAGUCUCACCACAGAGCGUCUGCAGAACCCACUUAUUCAAGGUGAGUGACUGAAGAGGUGGUAGAGCAUGUCCAAUCAGAAGCUCCUCUCUCUGUCUCUCUCUGUCUCUCUCUCUCUGUCUCUCUCUAUCUCUCUCUGUCUCUAUCUCUCUCUCUAUCUCUUUCUCUGUCUCUCUCUCUGUCUCUCUCUGUCUCUCUCUCUCUGUCUCUCUCUGUCUCUCUGUCUCUCUCUGUCUCUCUCUCUGUCUCCUGUCUCUCUGUGUCUCUCUCUCUGUCUCCUGUCUCUCUGUGUCUCUGUCUCUGUCUCUGUCUCUGUCUCUGUCUCUCUCUUUCUCUCUCCACCAGAAGAGGACACGAGAUCCCAGUGUUGGCUGUGAGGUACCAUGUAGUUGCUGGGAUUUGAACUCAGGACCUGUGGAAGAGCACACAGUGCUCUUAACCACUGAGCCAUCUCUCCAGCCCAAAGCUCCUGUCUCUUUACAACCUAAUCCUGUAUUUUUACUUAUUGAAUCAUCUUGCUGGUUCGUUGGCAGCCAUCUUCAAUGUCCUGUACGCCCACCGGUCGCAGCAGUGAGCUGUUAGGCAGGUUUGACCGUCUUAGGCAGCUGGUGUCCUGCCCACUGGAGACAGCUGCUUCUCUAGCCCCAUACUUGUCUGUUAGGGAUGAACGGCAAAUCUUCUGGUUUUAAAAGGGAGAUCUGGGAGCUGGAGAGAUGGCUUAGGGGUUAAGAGCACUGGCUGCUCUUCUAGAGGUCCUGAGUUCAAAUCCCAGCAACCACAUGGUGGCUCACAACCAUCUGUAAUGGGAUCUGAUUACUUUGUCUGGUGUGUGUGAAGACAGCUACAGUGUACUUAUAUAUAAUAAAUAAAAUAAAUCUUUUUAAAAAGAGAGAAAUCAGAAUCUAAAUUUAAAUAUAUAUAUUUAUUUUCUUUUUAAUUGUGUAUGCGUAUGUGUAUUUGUGUGAAUGUAUGCCAUAGACAUUCGUUCUGGUGCCCACAGAGGCUAGUGGCAUCAGAUCCCUGAAGCUGGAGUUAGAGGCAGUUAUAAGCCACUUGAUGUGGGUGCUGGGAACGGAACUCAGGCCUGUGGAAAACUAAUACAUGCUCUUAUGCAGAGCCAUCUCUGCAGCCCCUGGAAAUCUAGAUUUAAAGUUUAUUUUCUUAUUGUUUGUUUGAAAACAGGGUCUCUUGUGGCCUCCUCCAGUUUGUUGUGCAGCUGACAGAGGGUAACUUUGAACCCUCGAUCCUCCUACACCCACCUUUCACGUGCUGGGAUUAUAGGUCCUGGGACACCAGGCCUGGAUUGUGCAAUGCUGGCGAUCGAAGCCAAGCCUUUAUACACAGGAGGCAAAGCACGUGCUUUUGUAACAGAGCUAUAUACCCAGCCCCUAGAUUUUCAAAACUCUGAAUUCCUCUAAUGUCUAAGCACUGUCAAAAUCUUCAACAAAACAUCUGGGGAUGCCAUCCGCUGGGGAGUGUGGGUUUAGCGAGGGCCGCAUUCUGCGUUCAGUCCCCAGCACCAAGAAAAACAAAACAAAACAGAGUCUCAGCUCCCUGAAUACAGUACCUGGUGGCCAAGAGCAUUUUAGCCAGGCAGAUAGAGUAUAGGGCAAAGGGCAGGCUGAGCAGGGUACAGGGAAGAGGCUGGGGGGUCCCCAGUGGCUCUCCAUCUCUCUGGCCCCAGGGCAGCAGUUUCUCCAUAAACAGUACCAGAGGUGGGGGCAAGUCCGCAUCCAGGUUCUUCAGCAGGUUGUGUCUAGGGACUGGCAGCAGGCUGUAGCUGAGAUGACUUCAGAGGUAGGGCCUUGAGGGAUAGGAGGGGUCUGCUUGUCACCCGGGAAAGGCAGGGAGCCCAGGGCAUGAAGAGCUCUGGGGAUUCUGACUAGAGGAGGUGAUGUGGAGACCUGAGCCAGAGGCGGUGGUCAGCAGCCUCUGGUCACUUUUCAGGUUGGUAACAAGCCUCACAGUUCACCUCCUGAGCAGGCCAGGCCUGUGACCUCCACAGGCCAGUGAAGGUGACAGAGGUAGGUGUUUCCUUUAGCUAUGAGGAGGUCCAGGCCCUCAGUCCUCUUAAAGUGGCCAGAGUGGGGUGAAAUCUAUAGCUCAGGCUGGCCUCCCACUCCCUGUGGUUAGGCAAGGAUAGCUUGAUCUUCCUGCCUCUAUAUAAGAUAUGUUGGGCAGAUGCUGCCAUGCCCAGUUUAUUUGGCGCUAGGGAUUGGAACCCAGACUUUGUGCUAGGGAUUGAACUGCAGGCUUUGUGCAUGUGAGGAAAGCACUUUACCAACUGAGUUAGAUUCCCAGCCUUGCAAGGUCUUCAAGCCUGGGCUAGCCUCAGAAACCCCCCUAUUUCAGUGCUGGGAUCACAAACAUAUCUGCAGGGGUUGUUUUGAAUAAACACACACACACACACACACACACACACACACACACACACACACACACACACACACACACACACACACCACGGUCAUUUCCAGUCCCGGUGUGACCAUGUGAGGGACACAGGAGUGUCCGAGGACCAGCAUGAAGACUUCCAGGACAGCCUGAGAAGAGACCUGGGGGCCAUGCCUGAUAGCUCGCAGGAGACCUGCAGAGCAAGGACCCUGGCGCGGGACCAGCUUGUGGCCUUUGUCCUGGACUGGAGAAGCUCUGUGCAGCAGAGUGGAGUUGUCAGGCAGCUGGAGGACCCAGGCCCAACAGGCUUUCAUGGUGUGGUGUGUCACCCUAGGGCAGUGCCAUGAGGCCCAGCAACAGGCAGGAAGGAGAGCUCAAGUCUUGACCUCGGUCCAGGUGGCCCCGUGCUGGACCCUGUGGAUGUCCCAGUCCUGCCUAAGCGGGGUCCACCAAGCUCAUGCUGCCUAGCAACUGACAACCAGGUGAGUGCCUGAGGCCGGAGGGCAACCAGCUUAGGUUUUUGGUAACGGCUGUUGAGUGGCCGAGUGGUGCCUGAGUGUCUGGCUGUCAGGAGGAGAGAGAGACAUCCUGAUGUUUGGAGCGGAUCCCAAUUCUGUCACUUUCUAGUGUGACCCAUCCUUGGAAAAGCUCCUGACUUUAACCGCCUUGCCUUGGGGCCUGGGCAAGUGUGCGCGUGCACCCUACAGGAGAGGUGGGCAACACUCUGGCAUUUGACAGGGGAGAGGACAGAAUGUAGCUGUUAGGGCUGCCCUCUCUGUCUCUUGAAACAGGACAGUUGCCUCUGCUGCGUGAUAUUUUACCCCUUUCUGGUCCUUCUCAUGCAUGUUUGGUGAGGUAUCCAGACUAGGGAUGGGAGGGCCAGGACUGAGCAUUUGUUUUUUUUGCAGAGUCCUUGAAUCCUAGCUCUUAUAGGAUCCUCCCUUGUCUCUAGGGUCCCAGAGGUCUGGAUGCAGUUAGCAGCCCAGGUGAAAGACCCCCUCCCAGAAAGGGAAUUGUACAAGCCCAAGGCCCUCAACUAUAGAAGUAAAAAGUAAGUUUUUAGAUAUGUGGGACAAGCUGACCCAUCAUUUAGACGAAACAGACCAGAAAAGAAAACAAAAUGUAGAAACCAGACUAAAUUAUGGGCAUUGCUCCAUGGGCCACCUGGCAGGGAAAAAGAAACAGUCCCUGACCCCCCAGGAGACCCGACCACCAUGUACUUUUCGCUAACUCAUUGUUAUGAUUAUAGCCAAAAUAGGUAACAUACACGUAUGUUUCAUUUACUCCACCAAUCACAUCCCUGUAACUAUGCAUCUGCUUCUGUAAGCCUGCUUCUGCUCCCCAAAAUACUAUAAAAAGCCCACCCUGGCUCUGUUAGGCGCGCCAGUCUUCCAAAUCGACUGGGACGCCCACAGAUACCUGUGUAUCCUGAUCAAUAAAAAUCCUCUUGCAGAUUGCAGCCGGUGGACUCGGACUGGUCAUUGGGGCUUGAGGAUCUCCCUCCUGAGGGAAGAUUCUCUCUGAGAGUCUUACAUAUGGGGGCUCGUCCGGGAUCGGAGAUCCUCUGCCUAGAGACCACCGACCAUCCACCGGGAGGUAAGCUGGCCAGCAUUUGUCUUGUCCUGUCUUGUCUUGCUUUGUGACUUGUUCUGUAAAUGCUUAGUUACUUGGCUUGGGUCUAGACCGUUUGUAUUUGGGCGGGCCAGAGAAGGAGCUGACGAGCUCGGACUUCUCCCCCGCAGCCCUGGAAGACGUUCCAAGGGUGUUUGGAGCCUGGUUUUUCGGGGCUCAGCCUGUAUCGGAAGGAUACGUGGUUUUGGGUUGGAGGAGAGAGGAGAGAGCCAGAUCCACUGAAGGAUCUGGACCCUCGUCGCCUCUGUCUGAAUUUUUGGUUUCAGUUUGACACCGAAGCCGCGCGGUGCGUCUGUCUGUCUGACUGUUGGAAUUGUUUGUCUUCUUUGUGUCCUAAUUUUCUUUGAAUAUCUGUGGAAAUUGGUUAUAGGAUGCUUUGUCUUGGUCUUGUUUGUCUGGGUUGUUUUCUGUGGUAUUGUCCAGUGUCUUUUUGACUUUUGUUUCGUUUUUGGACUUUGGAUAGACGACUGUGUUUAAAAUCUUGGACUGACGACUGUGUUUGAAAUCAUGAAACUAUUUGCUUUGUUUGUCAAGGAGUUUUACUUGGUCCUCUUGGUGCUUAACUUGGAAAUAAUUUGCUUGAGAAAAAUUGUUUUCUGCCGGGGAGUUUUAUCUUUCUCUCUUGAGCCUCCUCCCCAAGGAGAGAUGCCCCUCCCUUUGCUCCCCUUGUCUAGUCUAGCUGCUGUUAACAGUUGUGUAUGAAGAACUCCAGGUUAGUGAGUGACCCUGUCUGAAGCAGGUAUUAACAAGAGCCUGAAGGGACAGCACAGAGUAGGAAAAUGUAGGGGCUGAGGGUGACAAGCAUGCAGGCCUGCUAGCAAGCUGCAGGCUGCGCGUGGGCAGUGGCGCAGCUCUGGCCAAGUCAGCAUAAGAGGAGUUUCAAGGUGAUGAGGCCGGCUGGCUUUGACAACAAAAAGAUAGGUAUAGAGUUAGUGGUUGUUUUAUGAGACUUUUGGCCCUGAAAUAAUAUAUAAUUCCAGUUGCUGCCUUCAGUGACCAGACCUUCAACACUUGCUCACAGAAGGAGAGUGUUCAUUAAGAGAAGUUCUUUAAGGGAGCCUGCUAUAUCUGCUGGCCCUAUUCCAAGAGAGGAGUUGAUCUCCAACAUUAAGUAACCUUCCCUGUUAGUCAUCAUUGACAUGGAGAGUGCCUUUGAUCCUAUCCCCUCAGCAGCCAGUUCCUGCCCCUGUGGUCAAAAUGCCCCAGGUUGGGGGACAGAGAAGCCCCUGAGAUAGUUUCAGAGGGAAUCUACAACAAACUGUGAUGAACUUUGUUUUGCCAGUCAAAAUUUAGAAUUCAGGCUUUGGCUGUGGCCAAGGUCAGGAUUAAUGUUUUCUUUUCCAUGGACCUUUAGCCCACUGAGACAGUUUGGUAAAGGGCUGCUACUGAGGUCCUGAAAGUCCCAGGUGAACUGGUUACAAUUCUUUUGUCAGCCACUUGGCAUCUAGCACCCAGGUCCUAACCAUCUCUCCAUCCUUUUGUUAUUAGUUCUUAAGUCCAGAGAGAUAGUCGGUAACAGAUCAGCUCCCUCUCUGCUUGCCGUUCUGUUUCACAGACACAAAGCUUGUGCUUAUUUUUACAACGGCCUUUUUAUCCCAAAAAGUCCUCCUGGUUUAGCUGUAUGACUAAAUGCUAUUUGUCCUCUUCAGUGAACCUCUAUUCUCUAGAUUCUCUUCUUGUUUUCUCACAUCCCAUUUGAGAUGCUUGUUAGUAACUGUUACAGGUCUUCUUUACCACUGAGGAAAGACGGAAUCCUACUGGAGGCCAGAAAGAAUGUUCCAGACAUGGAUGGAAGACCCUCACUCCUGACUGUUGACUUGAAUACCCCUGAAGGUAGGGAGUGCUCCAGGUCUGCCACCAGGCUCCAAGGGUGGGUCUCUGAGGGGCUGGAAAAUGCCCCACCAAUCUGGCUAAGAUAAGGAAAAGAUAUAAAGAGAGAAAGUUACAGAAAUUUAAAGGGUUAAGCUAAGUUGCUGAGAGUUAGUGUAAGUUGCAGAGAAAGUAAGUGUAGUUACAUAAGUGGACAGCAUCUAAUAGCUGUAGAGGAAGAUGCAGAAGAUAUGAGAGAGAGACUGAGGAAGAGAAAGAGGAAAGAAGGUAAAAAGAGCAGGAAGCUAAGGAAGAAAAGAGACAAAAGGAAGAAGAAGCUAGAGAGCUAAAGAGAGAUAAAAGAUAGGAGAGGAAUAUAUACUGGCCACAGUAGUUAGGGAACCUAGGAAGACAGUACCUGGCAACAGAAGAGAAUUCCUAGCUAAAGAUCAGUGUGCCUAUCGCAAGGAAAAAGGACACUGGGUCAGGGACUGCCCCAGAAAGAACAAGAGGGGCCUCUCCAGCAGCCUGGAAGGCAAGCCUCUUGGUCCUAGAGUGCUGGCUAUGCACUAAGAUAGAAGGGAAGCCUGCCCAGUUGUUUUGUGAAUACGGGGGCCCAACACUCUGUGCUCCUACGCCCAAAUGGGCUAGUGUCCAGCAAAAGACCUUGAGUACAGGGGACUACCGGCAACAAAUGAUACUCAUGGACUACCUGAAGAACGGUGGACCUUGGCGUGGGCCGGGUAUCCCACUUGUUCCUUGUGAUUCCAGACUGCCCCUACGAGUCUAAACCCUGCAACCCUGCUCCCGGACCCCGACCUAGACACCCCCCUUCAUGACUGUCAACAGGAGCUCACUAAAGCACAGGAGUGGCAUAAAGAUCAGACUGAUCAGCCAACAGAGGGGGUAGAUGCCAUCUGGUUCAUAGAUGGGAGCAGCUUCUUAGAGAAGGAAAAAAGAUGGGCUGGGGCAGCAGUGGUAGAUGGAAACAGAGUCAUUUGGGCUCAGGCCCUACCAGAAGGCACCUCUACUCAGAGGGUAGAGCUCGCUCCCCUCACCAAAGCCCUUGGGCUGAGAAAGGGACUUAACAUCUAUGUGGACAGCAUGUACGUAUGCCUUUGCUACAGCCCAUCAGCAGAGGGGCCUGCUGACAUCUGAGGGCAAGAAAAAAAAGAGAUUCUGGCUCUGUUAAGGGACCUACAUGACCCAGCCAGGCCGAGGAAGAGACUCUGGUACACCUCAAUGAGAAAGAAGAUCCUGCUACAAUUUUUACAGGCAGAGGCCAUGGUCUCAAGUAUCUCGUGGAACAGAUAGUGCACUGAUGUAUACCAUGCCAAAAGGUAACUGUUUUCAGGAAAGUUGACUGUGGUAGGAGGCUCCGUGGGGAACGGCCUGGAUACUACUGAGAAGUGGACUUCACAAAGAUAAAACCAGGAAAAUAUGAUUUCAAAUGUCUCCUAGUGUUUAUAGAUAUCUCUUCGGGAAUAGAUAGAAGCUUUCCCCACCAAGCAAGAGAUGGCCUCAAUAGUCAUCAAGAAGAUACUAGAAGAAAUCUUCCACAGGUCUGGAGUGCCCAAGGUAAUCUGGUCAGACAACAGCCCUACUUUCGUUGUCAAGGUAAGCCAGGGUGUGGCCAGGUAUUUAGAGGUCAAUUAAAAAUUAUAUUACAUCUACAGACCUCAAAGUUCAGGACAGAUAGAGAGAAUAAAUAAGACUCUAAAAGAGACCCUGACCAAAUUGACCAUGGAGACUGGCGUAGACUGGGUGACACUCCUUCCCUCUUGCUCUCUUCAGAGCAAGAAAUACCCCUUCCAGAGUCAGCUUUACCCCCUUUGAGAUCUUAUAUGGGGCCUCAGCUCCCCUGACUAUAUUAGAUGAUGUUACUGAACCAGCAUGUCAUAAUAAUAAUGAUUUGUAUGCCAGGCUAAAAGACCUACAGGUGAUACAGAAAGAAAUCUGCUCACAGCUGACAGCAGCCUAUGCCCCGGAGACCCCUGAGACAUGUCAUCAGUUCCAGGUCGGAGACUACAGCUACACUGAACCCAGACACUCGAGCCUCACUGGAAAGGACCAUACCUGGUGCUGCUGACCACCCUGACAGCCGUCAAUUCUCAGCCCUCACCAGCAGCGUACUAGCUGUUGGGGCUGAGAGCUGGGACCUAGAGGGACACUCAGUUCUUCAAAAAGCUCCCUAGACUUAAGUGACUGGGAGGUUGCUAUAAUGCUCACUUGAGGAGUGUGUUUUAGAAACAAGAAUUUCAUGUUUGCCUGUUUGCCCUGGGUUCCCUCGGAAUAGGUGUAGGGAUAGGCUUGAUUUUUAUUGCAAAUGAUGUAAUAUUACAUAUAUUAGUACUCCUAACACUUCUUGGGACUGUGCCUCAGGGAUCACAACCUAUAUAAGUUUAAAAGUUCUAAAAGACCUUGGUAUAUAGGUUCAGAUAGUGUCCAGAUUAGACCUGAUAUUCCUUAAAGAAAGAGUCUGUGUGCUACACUAAAAGAAGAAUGUUGUUUCUAUACAGAUCAGACAGGAAUAAUAAGAGAUAUAGUCUUUCAGUUAUUCAAACUUUUGUGCUGAGACAACAGUAUCAGAUGGUGAAACAACAAAAAAACAGAGGUACCUUAACCAAGUUGAGUGGAAGAUUCCACUCAAGGACAAAAAGAAAAUGGGGGAAUGAAAGACCCCCUCCCAGAAAGGGAAUUGUACAAGCCCAAGGCCCUCAACUAUAGAAGUAAAAAGUAAGUUUUUAGAUAUGUGGGACAAGCUGACCCAUCAUUUAGACGAAACAGACCAGAAAAGAAAACAAAAUGUAGAAACCAGACUAAAUUAUGGGCAUUGCUCCAUGGGCCACCUGGCAGGGAAAAAGAAACAGUCCCUGACCCCCCAGGAGACCCGACCACCAUGUACUUUUCACUAACUCAUUGUUAUGAUUAUAGCCAAAAUAGGUAACAUACACGUAUGUUUCAUUUACUCCACCAAUCACAUCCCUGUAACUAUGCAUCUGCUUCUGUAAGCCUGCUUCUGCUCCCCAAAAUACUAUAAAAAGCCCACCCUGGCUCUGUUAGGCGCGCCAGUCUUCCAAAUCGACUGGGACGCCCACAGAUACCUGUGUAUCCUGAUCAAUAAAAAUCCUCUUGCAGAUUGCA